This is a messenger RNA of Somion occarium, 469 nucleotides long. The record is from the annotation of a GenBank genome assembly. Lineage: Eukaryota; Fungi; Basidiomycota; Agaricomycetes; Polyporales; Cerrenaceae.
GAAGUUCAGCGGCCCUGACCAUGUGGAUCCGGUAGCCAAGGCGAGGACAUCAUAAUGUAUCCUCUCAUCAUUGGUAAGGAUGACAUCGCCACCUUUUCCUGGAGCAACCUCGUCGAUUGCAGUCACAGUACCAACGACAAGUAACCACCAUACGAGCGGAAGCAAUGAGGUGGAUAAAAGACCGUCGUGCUGUGACCAAGAUAAGGUUGUACUUGGCCGGGUCGAGUUUGGCGGACAAGGCUCUAGUGAGAAUGAAACCAGCCCAGCCGCCACCGACUAUAACAAUGUCCUUGCGAUCAUCGUUUCUCCUGGACAUGACGAGGGAAUAAGACUGUAGAAAGGAUAUAUAGAAGUAGAGAUCAUGGUGGAUAUCAGUCCGUCUUUAUAGCCUGCUCCCUCAGUGCAAUGUACUUGAUGCUUUCCGGAUCGAGAACGUCUGUCAGCAACGCCCUCGAUCGUCAGCAUCGUU